AAGUUUUUUCAAGUCGCGAGCCAUUUAUUUUUCUAAUUGCCAGUGUUUUUGUGUGGCUGUGUCAAAGUUCUACGCCUCUUCGUUGGUGGAAAGAAGGAAGGAAAAGUAAUCUUUGUGUGUUUAGAUUAGUAAAAAGUUCUGAAUUCAUGUGAUUUUGGCUCGGCUCGGCUUAUCAGAGGCAAGCUCCACGAAGAAGGACACGUCCCGUUUGCCAGCAAAAACAUCAGCAGAUUGAAAGGUCGUAAAAGUGCUGGGAGGGUGAUAAUGACAGCUUCUGGUGGCAGAAGCAGCUAGUAUCGUAGAUUUCGGAGUAGUGCUGUAGGGUGUGUGUGUGUGUGGUUUGAGUGUGCCUGACCUUCGGACAUAGUGUAUGGUACUUCCGGUGCGAGGCAGCAUCAACCGGAGCCAGCAGCAAAGUUCCGAUGACCUCAGACGAACCGCUAGUCAAUUUGGAUUUCGAAGAAACCACUACGGAACCAAACUUUCCACAACCACCACCACCAGCGGCAGCAGCAGCCAUAACAAAGGCUAGCACGGCAGCUGCAUUGUCCCAGGGAACCACGUCGAAAAAGUCCGGCGCAGGAAACGGGGUUCCCCCGAACCAUACGGUUGGCCAGGCCCGACAUAAUGAGAUAAGCGUCGAUUUGUCGUCGGACUACGAGAAGCAGCGCAGUGUCAACUCUUUGUUGACGACCAUCACGGACGAGCAGCAGGGAAACUUCAUCUCCGUCAUUCCGGAAGUGCACUUUGAGGGCAUCACGCUGGAUUCCGGAAUCGAUCGGGAAUCGCAGCCGCUGCUGGGCGGCCGGGAGCAUGAGAUUACCUACAACCAGUUUCCAGAUGAUCCCCACUUCAGCGACCUGGUCUACUCGGCCGAAAUCGCCAUCGAUGCCGGCAUCUACCCGGAACGGAUCUACCAGGGCAGCAGUGGAUCGUACUUUGUCAAAAACCCCGCCAAUAAAGUGGUAGCAGUCUUCAAACCGAAGGACGAAGAACCUUACGGUCGACUCAACCCGAAAUGGACCAAAUGGAUGCACAAGUUGUGCUGUCCGUGCUGUUUCGGGCGGGCAUGUCUCAUCCCAAAUCAAGGCUACAUUUCGGAAGCCGGAGCUAGCCUGGUAGACCAGAAGCUAAACCUCAACAUCGUACCAAAAACACACGUCGUUCGGCUCGUGUCCGAGACGUUCAACUAUCCGCGGAUCGACCGGCAAAAAGCACGUAUAAAGAGAACCAUCAAGGAACGAAUACCGGCGGCCCGGUUCAACCGGAUGAGUCUGCCACCCAAGACCGGUUCCUUCCAGCUGUUUGUCGACGGCUACAAGGACGCCGACUACUGGUUGCGACGAUUCGAGCAGGAACCGCUGCCGACGCGACUCCAGCAAAAGUUCCAGCUCCAGUUCGAGCGCCUAGUUGUGCUGGAUUACAUCAUCCGGAACACCGACCGCGGCAACGACAACUGGCUCAUCAAGUACGAACAACCAACGAUAGUGCCCCAAAGCAACGGAAGCACCCCAAGCGGAAUGCCCCGGAGUAACAGCCGCCUCGAAAUGGCCGAAAACACCGACUGGAACCUGGUGCAGCUGCCCGAGAUCAAAAUCGCCGCAAUCGACAACGGACUGGCCUUCCCGUUCAAGCAUCCGGACUCGUGGCGCGCCUAUCCGUACCACUGGGCAUGGCUCCCGCAAGCCAAGAACCCGUUCAGCCAGGACAUCAAGGACCUCAUACUGCCCUCGCUGUCCGAUCAGAACUUUGUCGAGGAAAUGUGCAACGAACUGUACGAGCUGUUCAAGCAGGACAAGGGCUUCGACCGGGGUCUCUUCGAGCGGCAAAUGUCUGUGAUGCGCGGCCAGAUACUGAAUCUGACCCAGGCCCUCAAGGACGGCAAGAGUCCGGUGCAGCUGGUGCAGAUGCCGGCCGUGAUCGUCGAACGGUCGAAGGUGAACCCAGGCUCGGCUCGAUUUUUCUCAUUCCAACAGCGCUUCCAAAACAAGAGUCCCUUCUUCUCCUGGUCCAGGGUGUACCGGAAUCACUCAUCCGUGGAACCGACGAGGGGAAACGAACGCGAGGGUGGACCGAAAAGCAGCACCCUAUCGUGGAUGUGUUUCAACAUCUGCCUUGAAGAACCUGCCUGUGCCGCCGACGUGUCAGAGGUACCGUGUGGAGGAGUGUGCGACGACGAUGGCGUUCCGUGUGACUUUGUAGUGCCGGAAUCCGGCUGCUGCAACCCGUGUGUGCCGUCAGCCUCGGAACCGGCCAUGGCCGAAUGCUGCGGCGGAAGUCCGGCCUCGGCCACCGUGCCAAGGCAGCGCUCCCAGGGCUUCAUUCAGCAGCAGUGCCACAACUGCUCCUGCGGACGUCCCGACUGCGUUCCGACGAAGAAGGUGCGGUACGUGCAACCGGCCCGGCGUCAGACCUGCAAGCCGGUUUCGUGCUACAAAGCACCGGAAGUGGAAUUUCAAGGCGACUCGGUCUACAAGACGUCCUACCCCGGGGAUGGGGCCACGAACGCGCGCCCACUGCCCAUUUCGCCGCGGAACAACCUGUCGAUGGCGCCGGGCAACUUGGAAAAGAACACCGUCACCUCGCUCUCGUACCCCUGCUACCACACCGUCGAGCGGCAGAAGCCCAUCCUGCCGACCACGAACCAGAUCAUCAUUUCGGCCGGUCCGAUCCAGGAAGUUACCACGUCACGGCACGACUACGUGCCCAAAACCACCCCGAAGCGGUACAAGAUCGUGCCCGAGGGCCACAUCCGAAGCGUGAGCGCCCCGUUCGAAAAGCAAACCGUCAACAAGCUGUCGUACGAUUGCCCCAACAUGACGCACUUUACGCCGGCGCGGUCCUGCAAGCCGAUCCGGGAGUACGCGCGGCCGGGAAUUCCUAUGGACUCGGACACGACACAGAAGCUCAGCUAUCCCGGGGUGUGUCCCGGGCCGAAGGAGGAUUACCCGUGGGCACGUCGAGCGGCCUAUCAACCGCCGGCGGUUUCAAUGGAGAAUGACACGACCUACAAGAAGAGCUUCAUGAGCAACCAGUGUGCGAUGGAGCGGGUGAAGAUGGUGCCGCCGUUCAAUAACUUACAUGUACCUGCUGAUUCCGGGUUCGAAUCAAGGACAGUCUACAAGGAAAGUUAUCACAGUGCGUGCGGCGAGCGGCCGCCAGCGAUUCGGCCGGUACAGCAACUGCGAAUACCGGACCAGAAGCUGGAAGAUGACACCGUUUACAAGCUCUCCUUCCCGACGUACUGCAACGCAGAGCGUCCAUCCCCGAUCCUGCCGCGGCCGGCCCCCCUCAUUGGCGACGGUCCGAUCCAGGAGGUGACCACGACGCGGCACGACUUUGUGUGCAAGAGCGGCACCAAGCGGCAACCGAUCGUGCCGCAGAACCUGCUGCACCUGCCCGGCGGCCGGCUGGAAAGCGACACCGUCAACCGGCUGUCCUAUCCGGCCAACAAGGAGAACAUCGUGCCGACCAAGUCCUGCAAGCCGAUCCUGUCGUACAAGCGACCUGAGCAACCGAUGGAAAGCGACACGACGCAGAAGCUGAGCUUCAUGCCGGUCUGUCCGGCUCCGAAGGAGAAGUACCCGUGGGCGCAGCGGGCACGUUACCAGCCGCCGGUACAGCCCAUGGAGACGGACACGACGGCUAUGCUGAGCUAUCCGCCGCCCGGUGAGUUUGUGGAGGAUUGCUGCGGCGCCGGCGGAGAACCGUGCUGCCAGUCGUGCGAUCCGGCCAUCGUCAAUUGCUGCGGGAACCUGAUGCCGGACGGCCGGUGCUACCCGAGGGCGGCCAUCGUCAACUAGCAGCACUGUUGAAGUAGUCAUUAGCUGGUAGGAGCAACGGAGGACAGGAGACGCGCCUAGAGUCAUACCACAAACACGCAGAACACACACACAUUGUAGCAACUCGUGCGUGAGUGAUAGAACAAACAACAUUUGUACCGAAACCCCAAAAUCCUCGUGUAGUUGGCGAGGCAGUCCGUGUAUUUAUUGAAUCUUUGUACGUAGUGUAUAUUUUACGGUUAAUGGUUAGCGAAAUUAUAGAUCCCGUAAACAAAAAAGAAAGAUGCCUUACUAUGUGUUCCCAGAAUAUCGAGCAAACGCGCACCACUUUUGAUUGUGAAAGAACUGCCAACAUUGACCUAUAACGCUCGCGUGCGCCGUUUGGCAAUAAUUAUCGAUUUUGAUUU
Molecule: messenger RNA, 4189 nt
Organism: Culex pipiens pallens (northern house mosquito)
Lineage: Eukaryota; Metazoa; Arthropoda; Insecta; Diptera; Culicidae
Exons: 12
Coding region: 423-3803 (1126 amino acids)
Biological process (GO): endosome organization; phosphatidylinositol phosphate biosynthetic process; Golgi organization
Cellular component (GO): endosome; trans-Golgi network; plasma membrane
Molecular function (GO): 1-phosphatidylinositol 4-kinase activity
Source: RefSeq, a predicted model, not a curated record